AUGGAGAAUGCCGCCUCUCGCUUUGGUCAACACCUUGCACAUACCGAACAAAAGUAUCGUGAUCGUGCAUUAAAGAAAUUAUCCGUAUACUUAACCAAGAAGAAAGCGUGGACAAGUUUAGAAUGGGACAAACUUUGGAUGGCGCUGUUCUAUUGCAUGUGGAUGAGCGACAAGCGACCUGUUCAGGAAGAACUCUCGUCGAAUCUAGCUGCAUUAGUGCAUUGUAUACCCAGUAUCGACCUGGCAUUAGAUUUUGUGCACUCUUUUUUUCGGACCAUGCAGAGGGAAUGGCAUGGACUGGACGGUCUCCGACUGGACAAAUUUUACUCGCUCGUUCGCAAGUUUGUGCGCGAGACGGUAGUACUUUUCCGUACGCAGGACUGGAAAGAGACAUUAGUGCAGCAGUUUGUUACAAUUUUGUUGACUGAGGUCGUAAGUCAAUUGCCCAACGGACUGCGUUUGCAUUUAGCUGAUCUGUACUUGACAGAAAUGUAUAAUGCAGCGGGCAAGGAUAUCACGACAGAGGCUUUUUUGAUGUUGCUAGAGCCAUUCUUCACGCUGUUGAGAAGCGAGUAUGACAAGACGGUGUUUAAACGUGUGCGGGAGGUGGUGUUUGAGGAGAUGCUGACUAAGUACAAGUUUGGACCUCAGUCGAAGACAAGAGAGGAAGACGCGAAAGAGGAGACCGACGAGGAAGAAGAGGAUGAAGAGGAGCACAAGGUGUUUGAAAAGGUGGAGCUAGCACAAGUACAGCAUUGUAUCUUUGCUAUUGCGUCGGCGGACGACACGGCUGAACGUAACCGUUCAGCGCUGUACACGUUAUACAAAAAGUUCUUCACCAUUACGCGAGUUGAUUCUCUCCAGGCUGCGCAGGAAGAGGCUGCUAAGCCUAAGAAUAAGGCUGUGAGAAAAGAGACAAAGCAACGGGAAGAGAAGCUUGUUGCAACUAAAAGUGUGACGAAAUGUACGAAGGACGAGGAGGGUUGUGAUCAGAGUAUGAAGUCGAAGAAGCGAAAGAUUAAUACGGGAGUCAAAGUAGAACCUGAGGCAGCGAUUGUGAAGACUGAAGUCGUGAAGGAGGUAAAGUUCCUGACUGCGUCCGUGAAAAAGAAAGCAAAAAAGCAGAAGGCUGUCACUGAGGUGAAGGUUGAGAAAGUUGAAAUGACAAACUUAUCUGCAGAGACCGAAAAGGGUACGAAGAAGCAUAAAAUGAUUAAGCAGGAAAAGCAGGAGGUGAAAGUUGUGGCGCUGGUGGGGAAGGCAGCUGCUGUUUCUGUGAAGGACAAGAAAGCAGCAAAAGAGCCGCCGAAGGUACAGAAGGAACGUGCUGAAUCGAAGGAGAUAGCGGUGACUAGGAGCGGUAAUAAGUUUAAACGUUGUGCGAAUUGCGGUGGAUUUGGCAAAGGUUUGGUACAAAAUGACAAGAACCUCUGUGGUCACUGUGAACGUACUCGGAAGAAACAAACAAGAAAGGCAGCGUCGGCUUUGAAGAAGCGAAAGGCGGAAGUGCAAGCUGAGGCUGUACGAGAGGAGCAGCAAAAGAUGGAGUCAAGUAAGAAGGUUACGUUUGGCAAGAGUAAGGCUCUGCGGCAUGCAGUUUCGAUCAAACGACUAAAGGCGUCAGCUAAGCGCGAUGCUGUAUCGAAGGAUGUGGAUGAUAUUAAGGGCGUACUGAAGGUGAGCACUCCAUUGCGAGGUGUAUCAAAGAAGUCCAAAGUGAUAGAGACGCAAGGGAAGACAGCUUCAGACGUAUCUUAA
Molecule: messenger RNA, 1758 nt
Organism: Peronospora belbahrii
Lineage: Eukaryota; Oomycota; Peronosporomycetes; Peronosporales; Peronosporaceae
Source: the annotation of a GenBank genome assembly